AUGAGAUGUUUUAUAGUUCAUCAUUAUAUCUUCUCCUUCAUCUAUUUGCCGGUUGUGCUCGGCCUGACGCCUCCUAUUCCCUAUCCGCCAUCUGACAAUGUUAGUCAAGAUAUUUUAGCCUCACUCGCUGAUCCCGAGCAGUCUGCUACGGGCAUUGCCUAUUUUGAGCAAUACAUCGACCACAACAAUCCAGACUUCGGAGUGUUUAACCAGACCUAUUGGUAUAAUGCCACUUUCUGGAAAGGCCCGGGGUCACCUGUCAUCUUAUUCACCCCUGGCGAGGUCGCUGCUACGGGUUAUAUGUCGUACAUGACUGACCAAGCCCUCACCGGUCUGAUCGCCAAAGAAGUUGGCGGUGCAGUUAUCUUAGUUGAGCAUCGAUACUGGGGCAACAGCACGCCGUACGAAAUCCAAACGACGAAGAACCUUCGGUUUUUAAACUUGGACCAAUCCGUCGCCGACUUCGUUCAUUUUGCCCAAACUGUUAAGCUACCGUUUGACGCAGACGGCACAUCGAACGCAUCCGAUGCCCCUUGGAUCUGGAGUGGUGGUUCCUACUCCGGCGCCUUAGGUGCCUGGAUCCAAAGUCUUGCACCCGGGACUUUUUGGGCCACGCAUUCUAGUAGUGGUCCCGUCGAGGCGAUUUUCGAUUAUUGGCAAUAUUUCUACCCUAUCCAACAAGGCAUGCCCAAGAACUGCUCAGAAGAUUAUACCUCCAUUAUUGAUCAUGUUGACAAGGUGUUCACUAACGGAUCUGAAAAAGAUACGGCCGGUUUAAAGCAGUUAUUCGGGCUCCAAGAUAUCGUACAUCUAGAUGAUGUAGCUGCGUUCGUAUUCUCGCGAUCCUCCUCUAUCCAGUACAGUCGUUUUAACACUAUUUUCAGAGCGAUAUCAUCUCCAAUCUGGACCUGGCAGAGCAUUCAGUUCACCUCUGGUUACUCCCAAUUCUACCAGAUGUGUGAUGCCAUUGAGGGUUUUCCCCCAAACUCAACUACGCCACUCAACAGCAGUAGCCCUCGUGGAGUCGGCCUUGAAAUUUCAUUACCCAACUUCGCUGAGUGGUUCAAGACUCAUUACCUACCAGGGUAUUGUGCCUCCUACGGUUAUGAUGAGUGGAAGGGCGACUUUAACACCGCUUGCUUCGAUACAUACAAUCCCUCUAGCCCAAUGUUCACAGACCAAACCGGGGCGAAUGGGUUCGAUCGUACUUGGGUAUGGAUGACUUGUAAUGACCCCUUUUUCUACUACCAAACUGGUGCACCGGUAAGCCGCUCUACCGUGUUCUCACGGCUCGCCAACGCAGACUACUGGCAGCGUCAGUGCGAGCUAUUCUUUCCCGAGGAGGGUGAGUUCACCUAUGGGAGCGCCUUGGGUAAGACAGCGUCAGACGUCAACGUCCGUACCAAAGGCUGGCAGCUGCCUGAAUAUUCAGACGCCGAGUCCCGGCUCCUCUGGGUAAACGGCGAGUUUGAUCCAUGGAGAUCAGCUUCCGUCGCUAGUGAGUUUAGGCCUAGAGGCCCCUUGGCUUCCACGCCGGAUGUUCCCAGCAUUCUAAUCCCCGGUUCGCGUCACUGUAACGACCUCCGUGUCCAAAACGCGGUAAACCCAUAUAUUAAGAAAGCGCAAGCAGAUAUCGUGUUUCAAAUUUCAAAGUGGACAAAUGACUUCUACACAAAAAAGAGAGAACACAUCGCUAUUGCAUCAUAAUUUGGUUGGCGUGGUGUUCUGUAUUUACUCCUAAAAAUCUCUAUUUAAAAGGGAUAUAAUUAGAAGGUUAGGAUUGAGUAACUACUAUACAAGUUUGCUUGAGUAAUGUAAUAGAUAUGCCAUGGUAUACGUAUGGGAAGUACCGCCUUUUAAGCAUCCAAUAUUAAUUCUUGAAUGAUAUCAUCAAUAUUCUCG
Daldinia vernicosa is the source of this 1902-nucleotide messenger RNA. Its product is annotated as peptidase S28. The record is from RefSeq and is a predicted model, not a curated record. NCBI's taxonomy places the organism in Eukaryota, Fungi, Ascomycota, Sordariomycetes, Xylariales, Hypoxylaceae. The transcript has 4 exons. Gene Ontology annotation, molecular function: serine-type exopeptidase activity; dipeptidyl-peptidase activity. Gene Ontology annotation, biological process: proteolysis. Bases 1 to 1707 code for a protein of 568 amino acids.